This is a messenger RNA of Microdochium trichocladiopsis, 1263 nucleotides long. RefSeq lists its product as uncharacterized. Gene Ontology annotation, cellular component: endomembrane system; SNARE complex. Lineage: Eukaryota; Fungi; Ascomycota; Sordariomycetes; Xylariales; Microdochiaceae. The transcript is spliced from 2 exons. Gene Ontology annotation, molecular function: SNARE binding; SNAP receptor activity. Gene Ontology annotation, biological process: intracellular protein transport; vesicle fusion. The coding region runs from base 237 to 1115 and encodes 292 amino acids. The record is from RefSeq and is a predicted model, not a curated record.
CUCGACUCGACAAUUCCAUCUUUGUCAGACCAACAAACUAUCGCCAUCGCUCAUCCCGUGCCUACGGACCACUCGCUAUUCUUUUUCGCAGCCUGUCACAGGCAUUCGGCUAUACUGUGUGCCCCCCUCGCCGCCAGCACCCGCGCGCGCGCCGCACCCUCGUCGCAUAAUCCCGAGCUCUUUAUCGAACCACCCUUCCCGAUCGGCUUUGUCGCGCUCGAGGUGGACUGCCAGUCAUGUCGAAGAACCCCAACCAGCUGUUCCUCCUCGCGGACCACAUCAAGCUGUCGCUGCUCGAGCGACAGCGCGCCAAGACGCUCGACCUUGGUGGGGAUUCCAAAGACGGGCACAUCUCGCGCUCGCUUGAGCAGUUCAAGGACGGCUUGGCAGCACUCCGGACGGAGCAGGCCAGGCUGGAGGAGGCUGGGGAUGAAGAUGGCGCCCUCACAAUCGACGAUGCCCUCCCAGGCCUGCAGAAGCAAUACGACGACCUGACCUCGCAGUUCCACGGCUUCGCCUCGCCCGCCACCGAGUCCUCGCUCAUGCAGCCCAACGACCCGGCCCUGUCGGAGGACUUCCGGCACGCAGCCACAAACCCGCGACGACCGGGCGGCGCCAUGUCUGGCAACCGCACCGCCUCCUCGGCCUCCAAAUCCGUGCGCUUCAGCGACAACCCUGCUGCCGCCUCCUCGUCGUCUCCCAAUGGCGGCGGCCGCAGCAGCGAGGAGGACGACCUGGAAGCCCAGCUCUUCGGGUCGCGCUACACGGACGAGCCCGAGGGCGAGGGCUACCGCGACACGGCGUCGCAAAUGUCCAACGUGCAGAUCCACGCGUACCACCAGCGCGUGCUGGACCAGCAGGACGAGCAGCUGGACCGGCUGGGCGCUAGCAUCGCCCGCCAGCGCGAGCUCAGCAUGCAGAUUGGCGACGAGCUCGACGACCAGGUCGCCAUCCUCGACGACGUCGACGCCGCCGUGGACCGGCACCAGGGUCGCCUCGACCGCGCCAAGCGCCAGGUCAACCGCAUCAGCCGGGCCGCCGGGGAGAGCAAGCAGAUGGUCAUCAUCAUUGCGCUGAUUGUGAUACUGGUGCUCCUGAUCGCCAUCACUAAAUAAGUUAAAAAAGAAGAGGGGUUCAGAAGGUGUCUGCUGCCCUGGUGCUGCGACUUUGGCUUAAAGCUAAUCUCGUGUGGGACCGACCACAUCGUGGGCUCAGUCGGCGGCCUCGCCCAUGCAAUAUCGGGGGGCACAAACCAGGGCUGCG